GUUUAACAUGGCUUCCAAAGAUCAUUUCGAGAGUCUAAUCGAGGAGACAAUUUGUCCCAUCUGCCUGGAUUUCUUCGCUGAUCCAGUAUCACUGGAAUGUGAACACAAUUUCUGCCGCUCCUGUAUCACAGGCUGCUGGGAAAGGGAGGAGAACAACUCCUGCCCGGAAUGUAAAACAGAGUUUGCGGACCGGACCCUCAGGGCAAGUCGGAUUUUAGGGAGACUGGCUGCGAAAGCUCGGAAUCUAUACCUGAAGCCGAAAGAGAAGGAAAAUAAACUUCACUGCGAAGAACACGAGUUAGAAUUGAAACUGUUUUGUGAAACUGAUAGGAAAUUGAUCUGCGUGAUUUGUGCGACUGCGCAGGAACACAAGUCUCAUGACUUCAUGCCGAUUAAAGAAGCUGUUGAAAUCUGCAAGGAUCGGGUGAAAUCUUCCAUAAAAUUUCUCACAGAGAAGAAAUCAGUGCUCCUGGAAAUGGAACGGCAACAGAAAGAUAAGAUCUCCCGAGUUCGGGAACAAUCCAGCAGCCUACAGUCCCACAUCACUUCGCAGUUUGCUGAAAUGCACCAGAUUCUCAACGAGAAAGAGCAGCACUUACUCAGAGAUCUCAGAGAAAAAGCGGAAAGUAUUCUAAACUCGAUGCAGAAAAAUCUUCGAGUCAUUCAAGAGAAUUUGAAUUCUCUUCUGAAGGAACUCUCGAAUUUACUGCAACAGUUGGAUGAAAACGACAGUGUGAUGUUUCUGCAGGAGGACUCUCACCAGAAGAGCAGGUUUAGUGAUGAGGCCCUGACAGUUUCCGUGGCAGAUACUUCCUUGCCGGUAGAAAAAAUUGACCAGCCCUUAUUGUAUACAGUGUGGAGAGGAUUGUUUGAUGCCAUAAAGCAAGAUUCUGUCACGUUGGAUGUCGAAACAGCGAGCCCAUGGCUUGAUGUGUCUGAAGAUCGAAAGAGUGUGAGAUGCACCGACACUUGGAGGGAUCUCCCUGACACUGGGAAGAGGUUUAGAGACUGGGAAUGUGUUCUGGGAUCGGAGGGUUUCACGUCGGGGAGACAUUACUGGGAGGUGCAGAUGACGGGCAGUCGGGUCUGGAGGCUGGGAGUCGCCGCAGAGUCUGUGGAGAGGAAGAAGUGGGUAGCUUUAAUACCAGAGACUGGAGUAUGGACCAUCGAGCGAAACGAAAACCACCUUUACGUGAACUCCUGCCCUGAAUCCCGUCUCCCUACCCGUCCCAUUCCCCGGAGGGUGGGAAUUUAUCUCAGUUACGAGUUUGGGACAGUUUCAUUUUACGAUGCCGGCACCAAGUCUCAUCUUUACACCAUCACUGGGAACAAAUUCACGGGAAAACUUUAUCCGUUCUUCACAACUUGGGACAAAAAGUGGCUGAGAAUCUGCUCUGGAUCUGUGAAAGAGGGUCGGGUCCCGGGACCGGCAUUGCAGUGGGGGUUAGAGGCUGUGACGCAGAUAUCCUGUUGACCAGUGGUCCCCAACCACCGGGCCGCAAAGCAUACGCUACCGGGCCGUGAGGGAACGAUAUGAUUUGGCCAUAGGAGUCAGCUGUACCUUUCCUCAUUCCUUGUCACGCCCACUGUUGAGCCAUUAUGCAUGCGAGGUCAUUGCCCGCGCGUCAUCCAUGUCAGCGCGGUAAGAAGAUCAACUCCUCGAGCUUGCAAAUGACGGUGGGCUGAAAAGUAUUAUUGACAUAAUAUCUCUGCCGGCAUUCUGGAUCUCAAAGUCAAGGCUAAAUAUCCUGCGAUAGCCACGGAAGCACUGAAAACGUUGCUUCCAUUUCCAACAUAUCUCUGCAAUGAAUGGAACAAAAACCAAAUUGCAGAAUAGACUGGACAUAAGGAACCCCCUUCGAGUAUCGCUGUCUCCCAUCACCCCUCGAUAGGACCAUCUUGUUGCAGGGAAACAAGCAUUCAGCCCAGGGCUCCCACUGAUUCAGCGAUAUUGGUGUGUUGCAAUGAUUUUAUAUGUUCAUACGGGGAAAAUAUGUGCUGUGUGUUUAAUAUCCAAACGUUACUUAAAAUGUUAUGAUGCUAUUGACUUACUUAUAUAACCAUAUAACAAUUACAGCACGGAAACAGGCCAUCUCUGCAUUUCUAGUCUGUGCCGAACGCUACUCUCUCCUAGUCCCACCGACCUGCACUCAGCCCAUAACCCUCCAUUCCUUUUCUGUCUCUACACCUAUCCAAUUUUCCUUUAAAUAAUAUCGAACCUGCCUCUACCACUUCUACUGGAAGUUUUCACCACUUACUUCAAGCUCCCGUCCCUCCCUGAUAAUUGACUUAUCACUAUAUUCAUGCGAGGAAAAUAUGCGCUGUGUGUUUAAUAUUAAAUUCGUUAGAUAAACCCUUUUAGAAACGGGAUUGAGUGUAUUAGGCACUUAUCACCAAUAUUCCGGUCGUGAUUAACAUCCCUCCCCCCGCAACAGAAUCACCGAAAACGGUUUGUAGAAAACGUCGGCACGUACACGCAUACGCAAAGCACGCAUGCACACUGGUGCCCACGCAAGGAUUCAUGGUCAUUGUAGGCUCUCUGUGUAAACAACGUAUUGGCUCUACUCUUGUCCGUUGGCAACCCUACCUCCCCUCGGGUCAGCCGGUCCGCAGGAAUAUUGUCAAUAUGAACCCGGUCCGCAGUGCAAAAAAGGUUGGGGGACCCCUGCUGUAGACAAUAGGUUGGCGCAAAAGGGUUCCAUUCGAUCCCCAAUUCCGUAUUGUAAAACCCCAAUGAUCCUGAGCAUAAAUCCGAUGGAAAUGUAAAGGUGGGGAUAGUUCAAUAAAUACGAAUUGAU
Mobula hypostoma (lesser devil ray) is the source of this 2798-nucleotide messenger RNA. RefSeq names its product nuclear factor 7, ovary-like. The coding region runs from base 8 to 1474 and encodes 488 amino acids. The transcript is spliced from 6 exons. Gene Ontology annotation, molecular function: protein binding; ubiquitin protein ligase activity; zinc ion binding. Lineage: Eukaryota; Metazoa; Chordata; Chondrichthyes; Myliobatiformes; Myliobatidae. The record is from RefSeq and is a predicted model, not a curated record. Gene Ontology annotation, biological process: protein ubiquitination. Gene Ontology annotation, cellular component: cytoplasm.